Molecule: messenger RNA, 777 nt
Organism: Capronia coronata CBS 617.96
Lineage: Eukaryota; Fungi; Ascomycota; Eurotiomycetes; Chaetothyriales; Herpotrichiellaceae
Exons: 1
Coding region: 1-777 (258 amino acids)
Molecular function (GO): protein binding
Source: RefSeq, a predicted model, not a curated record
AUGUCCUCCUCAAUCUCCUCUACGGCGACGCGUACGCAAACCCAGACUCUGACCCUUCCCUCCGACAACCUCGACGAUCUCAUUUACCUCUCCCGCACGGGCGACCUCUCCGACCUGCAAAACCUGAUCACCAACUUAUGUCAAACCCACGCCUGUUCUCCGUCAGUGGUGCUCGCGUCAGCGAUCGAUGUCGAUGAAGAUGGAUUGGGGUCGCGGUCUUCGCUGUUGCAUUAUCCUGCUGCGAAUGGCAAUCUGGAGGUAGUGGAGUAUUUGUUGUCAUUGAUUGUGGCCUCUGAAGGGACCGAGGAGGAUGGCAACAAGACAAAGGAGAGUCUACCACAAGCAAAUGGAAAACAAACCCCUCCAAAAUCUGCCAUUGUCAAUCAUCAAAAUGUCAGUGGAAAUACCCCUCUCCAUUGGGCAGGUAUGAAUGGUCAUCUGGAGGUGGUUAAGGCUUUGGUUCGGGCUGGUGCGGACGCAGGCAUCGUGAAUGCCGCGGGCAGAGAUGCUGUUGUGGAGAGUGAGUGUAGUGCCAAAGAGGGGGCGGUGGAGUGUGCGGAUUGGAUGUUGAAGAAUUGUGAAGGCUUGGAGAAGGGGGUUGGGAGUGCUGGUGGUGAAACCAACAAUGGAGAUGAUCAUGGUGGUCAAGAGGAAGAUGUGGUCAUGUCAGCUUCAAUGGACGCUGAUGGUCGCAUGGUUGUGGAGGGUCAGGGCGAGGGUACAUGUGAAGACAACAAAGGUCAGGGAACAGGUGCUACUGAGGUGCAAGAGACAUGA